Odobenus rosmarus divergens (Pacific walrus) is the source of this 656-nucleotide messenger RNA. It is a transcript of the gene UBL4B, whose product is annotated as ubiquitin-like 4B. Gene Ontology annotation, molecular function: protein binding. Lineage: Eukaryota; Metazoa; Chordata; Mammalia; Carnivora; Odobenidae. The record is from RefSeq and is a predicted model, not a curated record. The transcript has a single exon. The coding region runs from base 104 to 622 and encodes 172 amino acids.
ACCGCCCUCCAGGGAUAGGGAGAAGCCACCUUCUCCUGCACUGGCCCUUAACCCGCAGGGCAGCGGCGAAGCAUGGAUCCCUCCUGAUUCUCUUCUUGGCCCGAUGAUUCUCACAGUCAAGCUGCUCCUGGGCCGGAGAUGCAGCCUGAAGGUGUCAGGGCAAGAGAGUGUGGCCAUGCUGAAGAAGCUGGUGUCAGAGCGACUGCAGGUGCCCGAGGAGCAGCAGUACCUGCUCUUCCGAGGCCAGCGUCUGGCUGAUGACAAGUGUCUCUCCGACUACUGCAUCGGGCCCAAUGCCUCCAUCAAUGUCAUCAUGCGGCCCUUGGCGAAGACAGAGGCUGCGGAGGCCGGCCAGCCCCAGCCGUUGUGGCACCGUCUGGGCCUGGUCCUAGCCAAACACUUUGCGCCCCACGACACCAAGGCAGUGCUGCAGCUGCUGAGGCAGGAGCACCAGGAGCGCCUGCAGAGGAUAAGCCUGGGGGCCCUGGAGCAGCUGGUGCAGGACCUCCUGAUAGAGGUGCCCUUAGUGGAGCCCACGGGGGAGGAGGGGCCUGAGGCUGAGACCUCGGAGCCCCAAGACGAGGAAGAGGAGGAAGAGGAGGAGGGGAAGGCUGAUCAGUAAACUGGCCUAUCCUACUUUGAGUUUGCAUGCUCAA